CCACAUACCGUGGCUAGUGCCCGUUCCCGCACCGCCACACCCCAGCGCGACCCUUUCCGUUCCCCGAGACAAGCUUGCAACCCCGAACAUGUGAAAGCCUGCAGCUCGGGCUCAAAGCGGGCAACAACGCCCCCCAUGCUCAAUCCCACCAUAUCCCCGAAGCCUACAACAAAUAGCAUCAGCGUGAUGCGACAUGCCCGCCUGCUCGGCAGCGCAACCGGAUGAUCGCUCGACAUGUCGCCGGGAUGGAGCUUAACCGACGUCUUGAGGAGCGUCUACAGUUGUUUCUUUGAGGUUGCGUUUUUCUGGCAGCUGAGACUCUACAACUGGUGGACGAAGAAGAGCACGCGCGAUGUGCUGCUCGAAACUAUUGCCGAGGCGCGCAUCUUUGAGGAAUGGGAGGCUGCGGCGUUCCAGCUCGAUGAGGUGCUAGGAUAUGAUCUCUGGCGCCAGAAUCCAACCUCCAAAUUCUACGACUACCGCCUCAUCUACGAGCGCCUCCAAGCUAUCAUCGAAGCCCGCGAAGAAGACGACAUUCUCUCCCUCGUCAGCCUCCUCCGCAGCGGUCUCGUACGGAAUCUAGGCAAUAUAACAGCAGCACGGUUGUUCAAUCGCGCGUAUGCGGGGACAAAACUUCUCAUCGAAGAUUACAUCACGCAAGUCGCCCUCGCAAUCGACUACGUGACGAGCUAUCCCACGACGCCGGACUCCGGGCUCACGAACCAGCAGAAGCUAGACGUGUUCCACGAUACGAGACAAGCGUUUGGGAGGUCGGUGCUGGUGCUUCAGGGCGGUGCGAUAUUCGGACUGUGCCAUUUGGGGGUGGUGAAGGCGCUGCAUCUUCGCGGACUGCUUCCUCGAAUCAUUGCGGGCACGGCUACCGGGGCACUGAUCGCAGCGCUUGUAGGUGUGCACACGGAAGAUGAGCUGCUGGAUUUCUUGAAGGGGUCGAGCAUCAACUUGACGGCAUUCACGAAACAUUCGAGUGUGGGGAAGGAAGGACAGGAGAACAAUGGACAAAGCACUUGGUUCCAGACGCUCGUGCGGCGCGUGAAGCGCUUCAUAAAAGAAGGAUACUUUCUGGAUGUCGGCAUACUGGAGCAAGUCGUGCGCGCGAACGUCGAGGACCUCACCUUCGAAGAAGCGUACAUCAAGACGAAGCGUGUGCUCAACAUCACCGUCUCCACAACCGGCGGUGGAGGCGUGCCAAACCUGCUCAAUUACCUCACCGCACCCAACGUCCUAAUCUGGUCCGCCGCCCUCGCUUCCAACGCCUCCUCCACAACCCUCUACCACCCCGUAACCCUAAUGUGCAAAGACGACUCCGGCGCCAUCAUCCCCUGGUCCCCCGCUAUAGAAACCACCUUCCGCCCCUGGACCCACGCGUCCUACACCGACCGCGAAAGCCCCCUUCACCGCAUCGCCGAGCUCUUCAACGUAAACCACUUCAUCGUGUCCCAGGCGCGCCCUUACCUAGCCCCCUUCUUAAGGAGCGAUCUGCACCACCCGAACCCGAAGCAGGAUGGCGGGCGCUUCAAACUGAGUAUGCCAGUGCUGAGGCUGAUUGUCAUGGAGAUCCAACAUCGGCUGCGACAGCUAGACGAGCUGGGCGUGUUGCCCCCGAGCAUAAGACGGUUUUUGCUCGAUGAGAAUGUGCCCGGGGCGAGCUUGACUCUGGUCCCAGAGCUUACGCCGAGUGACUUCUUCAAGCUACUCGAGAAUCCGACCAAGGAUGCGCUGGAUUAUUGGAUUCUGAGGGGCGAGCGGAGUGUCUGGCCGGCGGUGGGCGCGCUGAAAGUGCGCUGUGCGAUCGAGGUCGAGCUGGAUCGCGGCUAUCAGCUGGUCAGGCGACGCAAGCCGUUUGAUCCUGUGGGCGGCGGCGGCAGCGGCGGCGGUUUGCGGAAGAGCGGGAGUAAGGGAGAUGUGAAGGAUAGGGAGAAGGAGAGGCGGAGGGUGCGGGCGGCGAGUUUUGGGGGCGGUAUGGUUUCAUGACACUUAUGUUUUGCCCUGGGACGUUUGGCUUGCGUGGUUAUAGAUAACGUGUUUACGAAAAGUUCGACGACGAAUAGCAAUGCUUUACUAUUACUAGAUCAUAUGAAAAUUGCU
This is a messenger RNA of Trematosphaeria pertusa, 2106 nucleotides long. RefSeq lists its product as uncharacterized. Gene Ontology annotation, molecular function: triacylglycerol lipase activity. NCBI's taxonomy places the organism in Eukaryota, Fungi, Ascomycota, Dothideomycetes, Pleosporales, Trematosphaeriaceae. The transcript has 4 exons. The coding region runs from base 235 to 1992 and encodes 585 amino acids. The record is from RefSeq and is a predicted model, not a curated record. Gene Ontology annotation, biological process: lipid metabolic process.